This is a messenger RNA of Gopherus flavomarginatus (Mexican gopher tortoise), 7343 nucleotides long. It is a transcript of the gene GPBAR1, whose product is annotated as G protein-coupled bile acid receptor 1. Gene Ontology annotation, biological process: G protein-coupled receptor signaling pathway. The transcript is spliced from 2 exons. The coding region runs from base 2421 to 3443 and encodes 340 amino acids. Gene Ontology annotation, cellular component: membrane. The record is from RefSeq and is a predicted model, not a curated record. NCBI's taxonomy places the organism in Eukaryota, Metazoa, Chordata, Testudines, Testudinidae. Gene Ontology annotation, molecular function: G protein-coupled bile acid receptor activity.
GGGCACAAUUCUUUCCCCUGGUACAGCCCUUGUUCCAGCUCAGGUGGUAGCUAGGGGAUUGCUCAUGAUGGCUCCACUCCUCUCUUCAGUUCCACCCAUUUAUAUAUCUUUUGCAUAAGGUGAGACUCCUUUGUCCCUCUGGGUUUCCACUCCCCACUGGAAAAGCACCAGGUUAAAGAUGGAUUCCAGUUCAUGUGACAUGAUCACAUGUCACCGUACGACUCCAACCUUCAUUCCUCCCAGCCUGGCUCACAGGAAGGCCUGCCUGCAAACAGAGCCAUCCAGUCAAUUGUCCUGGUUGCUGGGAGCCAUUAAGAUUCCAAACCACCAUUAAUGGCCCACACUUUGCAUAAUUACAAUAGGCCCUCAGAGUUAUAUUUCAUAUUUCUAGUUUCAGAUACAAGAGUGAUACAUUUAUACAAAUAGGAUGAUCACACUCAGUAGACAAUAAGCUUUGUAAUGAUACCUUGCAAAAGACCUUUUGCAUGAAGCAUAUUCCAGUUACAUUAUAUUCACUCAUCAAAUCUUUAUAAAAUCAUAUAGACUGCAAGGUCACAAGGGACCUCAGGAGAUAUCUAGUCCAACCCCCUGCUCAAAGCAGGACCAACCCCAACUAAAUCAUCCCAGCCAGGGCUUCGUCAAGCCUGAUCUGUCAAGCUAUCAAAUUCCCCCCUCACUCUUCUCUUCUGCAGACUAAAUAACCCCAGUUACCUCAGCGUCUCCUCAUAAGUCAUGUGCUCCAGCCCCCUAAUCAUUUUUGUUGUCCUCCACUGGACUUUCCAAUUUUUCCACAUAUUUCUUGUAGUCUGGGGCCCAAAACUGGACACAGGACUCCAGAUGAGGCCUCACCAAUGUCGAAUAGAGGGGAACGAUCACGUCCCUUGAUCUGCUGGCAAUGCUCCUACUUAUAGAGGCCAAAAUGCUGUUAGCUUUUUGGGCAAGAAGGGCACACUGUCGACUCCUAUCCAGCUUCUCGUCCACUGUAACCCCUAGGUCCUUUUCUGCAGAACUGCUGCUUAGCCACUCGGUCCUCAGUCUGUAACAGUGCAUGGGAUUCUUCCGUCCUAAGUGCAGGACUCUGCACGUGUCCUUGUUGAACCUCAUCGGGUUUCUUUUGGCUCAAUCCUCUAAUUUGUCUAGGUCUCUCUGUAUCCUGUCCCUACCCUCCAGCGUAUCUGUCACCUGGGGUUUAUUCAGCCCAAAGCUCCUACAUUAACCCAGAUAUCCCAUUGCUUGUGGAGCUGCAGGGAGGAUCGGGGGCCAGUGAAGGCACCAGGCCUCCAGGGUCCAUUACCCCCAUACGCUUUUACAAAAUCUGUCAAGCUGUUUCCCAGCGUCAUAUUCAACUGUUUAUUCUUUCCAGUUGUUUCCCUGUCUCUGGACAUAAUUUCUCCACUCAAGCAGGCAAUCAGCCUGAGUCCUGAGUCCCAGUAAUGGAAUGUAUUCAUAGAUUAACUCGCGAACUGUGACACGGGAACUUGUAGGGAGCGACCCCACCCCGCUGUCUUUUACCUCCUAUUGCAAUGGACAAACUGGUUGUACCAUCCAUCUCCUUCCUCUCCACCCCUGCUCGCUGGGGCCUCCAAAUUAUCUACCAUUCCUCCCAGUUUAGUGUCAUCUGCAAACUUGCUGAGCGUGCAGUCCACGCCAUCCUCCAGAUCACUGAUGAAGAUAUUGAAUGAAACCGGCCUCAGGACCGAUCCUUGGGGCACUCCAUUUGAUACCGGCUGCCAACUAGACAUGGAGCUGUUGAUUGCUACCUGCUGAGCCCGAUGAUCUAGCCAGCUUUCUGUCCACCUUAUAGUCCAGCAGGAUGCCCUCCUGGCUGGUCUCAUCCGUUAAGACACCAGACUCCCCAAGGAAGGAGAGUCCUGGGGAGAGCCAGAGCUCAGCAGAGGACUUCGCAGUGCUUCCCUGCGUGUGCAUUUACGAGUGGACUCGCCCCCCCUCUUUCUCCCAGGCCUGUUGCCAGCAAUUUGGGGGGGUGGAGGGGCUGCUCAGCCUGGGAGAAGACGAACCAGCCCAGCUAAAGAUGGGGAAAACCCAUUGGUUCCCCUGGCCCUUCCCCAGUAGGGGAGUGGCUGAAGACCGUCUGUUCCCAUCACACCCCAGUGCCUUCUCUGCACUCGUGCUGUGGCCAGCCGGGCUGCCCUUUCCCCAGAGCCAGGGCUGCAGGACAGAAAGGGCACAACCUGCCGAAUGCCAAAGGAGGUGAUUCAAUGGGCAGAGGAGCAGUUACUCCCCUCGCGAGUCCGGGAUCCAGUUGUCAGUCUGCAGAGAGCACUGCCAUGUGAGGCUUCGGCCUGUCAUGGGGGAGAGCGGAGGAUGAGCCCAGUGCCCCCGUCUGCAGCGUUGCCCGGCUGUUGUCACGCGGUGCAGGCUGACCCCGUUCCAACCUGCUGCCGGCACUGAGAAGAAAGAUGAACAUCUCUGGGGACGCAGGGGGCUCCUCGAGGCUCCUCAUCUUCUGGCUCUCAGGCCCACUCUCUGUCUUCAUCAUCCUGGCCAACCUCUUCAUCAUCCUCGGGAUCCUCUGCAGCCGCAAGCUGCCUGGGGCCGCCAGCUCUUUCUUUCUCAGCCUGCUGUUUGCCGAUCUCCUGGCCGGGGUGGCCCUGCCCUUCAUCCCCUGGAUGCAGUUUGAGAAUAGUCGGGGCUACCACAGCUGCUUCUUCACCCACGUGGCCCCCAACUACUUCUUCCUCGCCUUCCUGGCCAACUUGCUGGCAGUGCACUACGAGAAGUACCUGUGCAUCAGCUACCCUCUGCACUACCGCCGCUUCUGGGUGCACCGCUGGGUGCCCCUCUGCCUGCUGCUGACCUGGACGCUGCCUUUGCUCUUUGCCUGCCUGCCGGUGCUGGGGUGGAACCACUGGGGACCCAGCUCCAACUGCUCCUACAAACAGAUCUUCCCCACUGCCUACCUCUACCUGGAGAUCUACGGCUUCCUCAUCCCCUCCAUCCUGGCCAUGGCCUUCAUGUCCACCCAGGUGCUGCGGGUGGCCAGGCGCCAGCUGCAGGAGAUCAAGAAGGUGCUGCGCUCCGUACACCAAGGCCAGGGCCCCUCAGAGCUGGAGCAGCAGCUGGAGCUGAGGCAUGCCAAGUGCAUCGCCAGCCUCUCCCUGAUCUUCCUGGCAUGCUGGGUGCCCUACGUGGCCGGCCUGCACGUCUCUGUGCUGGCCAUCCAGAACCACAACUCCAUCGACAGCUACACUGUCCUCAUCCUCACAUGCGUGGGCAGCGGCAGCGCCGCCGUGGUGCCCAUCAUCCUGGGGCUCAGCAACCGCCAGUACACCCAGUUCUGGAGGGACGUGGCGGCCAAGGUCUGUGCUGGCUGCAGGGUGCAGUGCUGCAAGCGAGGGGAGGCCAGACGCCACCAGGGUGGGACGUCACAGGGCAGGGCCCCUUGUCCUCAGGCAGAAGGUGUGGCUCCAGCUCCCAGCUGAUGCCCUUGCCCCUGCAACGGAGACACCAAACCUGCAACCGUGGCCUCUUGCCACAACAAGACAAGGCUGGGAUUUGCAGCAGCUGAGGGAUCAACAUGGACUUUCCGGAGGGAUCCAGUGAUUUACUGGACCGUUAUAUUUUAAUGACCGAGGCGGGGAGUAACCUCAUCCUCCCUCGCCCACACACGGCUGCUGGGCUGGUCACUGCUGGGUUCUGCACUUUGGUUGAUCUAAAGAACAAGUGUGGGUCUCAUGCUCUGGCCAAUCAGAUUUCAAUACGUUCGUUUUCCAAAGCAGGCCGUCGAUUCCAUGAAUGAUCUCGGCUUCUGAGUGGCCGAUUCCUCACUACACGAUCCACCCUCCUGCAGCCUGAUUGGCUGGGGUGGCUUCCAUCCCACGACGAUGCUCAUCAAUUCUAUUUGUCCCCCGAGGGUAAGACCUGAGUUUCUGGGCUGGUGUGGGACCAGAUCCUGCCAGGGUGUAGAGGGUGCCCUGACCUCUCAGGGUCGGGGCCGCCUGAAUUCUCAGAUCCUUUGUGGAGGUUAACCCCAUGGUGAAUGUGUGUUGUCGCUGCACCCCGUGAGUGCAGACUACAGGGCGAGGUCUGAGUCCCUCUAUUCUUGCUGGGAGUUCCUGGCACCCCAGUAACCUCCCUGAUGCAGCUUUAAGAGACUCCCUGCCCCCAAAUGCGAUCAGACUUAGAUGAUAGCACCCCCUAAACAGUGGGGUUACUGCUGCUUGGGUCCCAAAUCAGACUAGGGGCCGGCACCCCCGUGGGCAGGGCCGGUGCUUCCAUUUAGGCAACCUAGGCGGUCACCUAGGGCACCAGGAUUUGGCGGGGGAGCAUUUUGCCACCCUUGGCGGCAAUUUGGCGGCAGGGAGUCCAUCCGCGCUCCGGGUCUUCGGCGGCAAUUCUGCAGCGGCUCCUUCACUCACUCCGGGACCCGCCGCUGAAGUACCCCGAAGACUGGGAGCGCGGAAGGACCCCCGCCUAGGGAGCCAAAAACCCUGGCGCCGCUCCUGCCCGUGGGGCCAGAGACAGGAAUUUCCAGGACUUAUCUCGCUGCAAGGCAGAGCUCUGUCAGCAGCCACUUUUCCUUCCUCUUCCUGCUAAGCCGAGUGGCUGCUGCGUCUGCCCACAAAGCAGGAAACCAGAAACUCUCCAUGUGGAUAAGAACCAUGGCCCCCGGGAGCAGCGUUGGCAGAGACCAAAAGUGACUGGCUGGAGACCUUCCUUGGUGGGGAGAGGAGCCUAUGGGAUUCAGGCACCUUCGCCCCCUGCACGGUGGUGCCCAGGGCUGUCUCGAGCCUGGGUGUCCUUCAGCCUGGCUUCAUGCACGGGCCACACCCCUCUCCUCAGACCACCUCUCCCGCUGAGCGGCACAAGCAUCAGGCCAUGGAGCGGGGACGGGGGAUCCCGUGUGGUGGGGUCCCUGCACCUGGGGUGUUCAGUUCUGGGCACGCUAACCCCCUGCAACCAGGGUCCAGGACUCAGCCCAAUGCCUCCCGCUGCGGCUAAUGCGUUUGCUGCUGGGCCCUGUUCAUCCAGGGCCUGCGCCCGGUUCCUCAUACUGUUUGUGCGUCACUGGUUGGCAGCCGGGGGAGCCCUGCUGAACGGGGGAGGGAGUCGGCUGAGCCCGGGAUCCCGGCUCCCCUGGAAUGGAUAGUCCGGCUACCGCCUCCUUGGCCGCUGGGUCCCUCUCUGCAGCAUGCUCCCUCCCACCCACUGUUUAUCCCUCCGCUCGGCUCUUCUGCUUUGCAACUGUUUAUUUUUUUCCAUGACGCUUUUUCCAGGCCUUGUGGGGAAUUUCCAUCCCGGCUGGGCCUGUCCCACCAGCCGGCUCCAGGGCCCUGUCCCUGGGCUCCUUCCUUGUUUAGUGGGCGAUUUCUGGGGACGGCAAUGCUGGGAUCGAGCCGGAAGGACCUGCCCUGUCCUGCUGUGUCCCGUUACCCUCUGGGCCCGGAUCCAGCCCUGCCCAGGUGCUCGGGGUGGGCGAAGGACCUGGAGGGGGCUGGGACACACCAAAGGGAGACCAGCCCGUCCCAUUUUAUGUCCAGCAGCUGUGUGUGAGGUUAGUAGUGCUGAGGGAAAGGAACCAGAGCAAGGGCCGGGGCAGGGGCAUCCAGGGCCAGGUCUCUCCAAACGGCUCCACCAACACCCCCCAGCCCUGAUCCUCAGCCUCCCUCCUCCCCCGACGUUCCACUCCACGCCCCCACCCUACUCUGCUGAUGUCCCUCCCAGCUGAGCUGCGGCCGCCCCAGGGUGCCCCCACCGCCCCCCCAGGCCAGGCUGGUGUGGGAUGGAGAACAGCCAGAUGCUGGAGCGGAGCGAGACUGGCCCCCGAUGGCCCUGUCCCAGUCAGGUCUCUGGGGACCUGCAGCCGCUGGUUCGAUCUCCGAGUCUCAGUGUGUCAUUAUAAACCAGCGCAGUGCACAAGAGGCAGCGGGGGGAGGGGGAAGGGAAGGGUUCCCUUGUGGAACCCCAGGAGCCCCCCGAAGCCGGCCAGGGUGAGGACUGUCUAAGGCAGGCUGCCCCUUCUGUGUGUGUGCGAGGGAUGGAAAGGGGGUGCUCCUUUGUCUAUACAUUUCCUGGGGGUUCUGUUGCCUGCAUGCCUCCCCCUUGAGUCCAGGUGCCAGCCUGCAGCACCCAUAUUCUCCCCCGCAUUAGCUCUGGGUGCCCAUCUGGAUGUAUCCUAUUCCCCCCUGGAGUCCUGCUGCCCUGAUUGGAGGGUCCCCUUCCCCCCCGGGGCCCUGAUGCCCAUAGUUCUCCUCACUUACUUCCAGCUCCUGGUGCCCUGAAUCGUCCCUGGAUCCCAGUCCCUGCAAUCCCCCCAUUCCGUCCUGGGGCUCACAUCUCACAUCCCUGGCCCUAGUGCCUGUGGUGUCCCUUCCCCUAUCUCUGCCAUCUCAGAGCCGGGUCCUGUUUUCCAUAUCCCCCACCUCUUUGCUAAGCAAAUCGGCCAGCCCAGGGAUUUGCAUAGGGAGCUGGCGGCAUUGGAGAGACACGAAGGGCCUGCUGACCCUUUACACCAGCAACGGAACUAGGGGUGCUGCCGGACCCUGUGGCUUGAAGUCGUAAUAAUGAACACCAUCCUCCUCACCACCCCAGCCCAGUUGGGUCUGUCCCUCCACCUGUUUGCAUGCUCCCCUCCUCAGGAUUUGCAUAGCCCUGGGUGCGCCUUUCCUGGCUCGCCCGCAGCCCUGGACCGCCCCUGCUGAUCUCCUGGCUUCACUUCUUUCUCUGUUAGCAGGGAGAUGAACCAGAGCAGGAGAACCAGUAUUUCCACUUGAACCCAGAACUGAACCAGACCCAGAAUUUUGUCCUGCCUGCUGAACCCCACGCAAAGCUGGGUUACCGGCUAACAGAAAGGGCCAGCAUUUUUUCACGCUCCCUUUUAAAAGAGCUGCUGGGAUCAUACAUUCAUUAGUGAACAAGCCAAGGCAAGAGGCAUGUGAUUGUGGCCAGAAGAGCCUGGCUGAGACUAGAAGGAGGCCAGCCCCCAAGAGCAGGGAGGGAGAGGGAGGCAGCAGGGGGUCCAGAGCUAGCGAACCACUUUCGGAGACUCCACCCCGGGGAGAGACGAGGUGGGGGGUGUCCCUUAGCAAUAACUCUUCAAACCCAGGGGAAAAGGUAAUGGUUCUCUAAUCCUUCUCCUCCUCUGACAGGUCUCCCUCUACCCAUCCCCAACCCCAGGGCAGCUCCUCACACCAACUGCCCCUCUUGAGGCAGGGUCCUGGCCCCACAUCACGGAGUGUGGGGGAGUCAGGGCCCUGCACCCCCCACUUCCUGCAAUUCCCCAUCACUCUCAGCCAGCCAGUCACACAGAAGGUUUAUUAGCCGACAGGAACAGUCCCAAGCAGGGCUUGUAGGUACAGCCAGGACCCCUCAGCCAGGUCCCU